AUGGCGGACAAGACAGUGCUGGAUGUGUUCUCGAAGUUUGAUAAGGACUCGUCCGGCUCCAUCUCGCGUGAAGAGCUGGGAGAUGUCUUGAAAGCUCUACAAGAGGAGCCAUGGGAGGAUGACGAGAUCGACAACCUGCUCACAGCGGCAGAUUCAAGCGGAGACGGUGAGCUGCAAAUCCAGGAGUUUGUGAAAUGGGUGUUUGCCGAGGACAAGAACAUCUCCCAGGGCCUCAAGGGCAAGUUCAAAUUGAAGGUCUCAGGUUGCUCUCGAGCAGAGUUCAAUGGUGACUACACCCAGCAAGAAGGAGAAUUUUACUACCGAAGGCCAGUGUUCCACUGUGCUGAGACCAACAAGUACCUCUACUACCACGGGGAGCGGAAGCAGUGGCAGCUCUACUGGCGGACCGGCAGCAAAUCUUCUUGUCGUUUGAAGACGACACGCGCCGCUCACAUGGCCGGGGAAGUGCAGUGGGCAGUGUGGAGUGGGAAGAAGAAGGCCUUUGUGCGAGAAUCAUCAAUGACCUGCACCCCCGAGGCCACAGAGUCGGCGGAGGCGAUGCUGAUGAACGCCGAGGAUUGCGUCAAGUUCGACGAGAUCUACUUCAAGAAGAUCGACGGGGUCGUGGGCAAUCGCGCAGUGUACCGGCAGUCCAAGGGGGACGACUGGGGCGACACUUACAUCUUCUUCGAAGAGCUAGAAAGCCGAUGGAAGAGGGGCGACGAGGUCAAGCCGGGCCAGCCCUCCCUGAACGUCUCGAGGAUCACAGAUGCGGCCUCCCCGGAAAAGGCGGUCUGGAUGGACGAGGCCGUCGGGGGGCAGAUCGAUGUGAUCGCCGUGGACACUGACGGGGUUCCCAACCAAAUGCAUGAGGGCUUGCAAUUCAAUCCCAAGAUCCCGGAGGGAUGGAAAGACGAUGACUUCCCCCACAACGCAGAUUCCAUGGGCGUGUCUUGCACCAAGAAGUACAGCAAGCCUCGCUGGCUGCGCGCCCUGGCUCUCCAUCCGCACCCGGUGCUCUUCGCAGACGUGGAGCCGGCAGACGCCUGCCAAGGCCGGGUCGGCAACUGCUGGCUCAUCGCCGCCAUCUCCGCCCUGGCCGAGUUCCCGGCCUAUCUGAAGGGCAGCGUCUUCGUCACCCGAAAGGUCUCCAAGACCGGGAAGUAUGCCAUCAAGCUCUACGACGGCCGCCACUACCGCUGGAGAUGCAUCGAAGUUGACGACUACUUGCCCUGCACCUACUUUGGCGCGGGGUAUACGCCAUCUCUCUACUUCGGGAAGAUCAACAAUGGAAAGCUCUGCUUUGCGCUGCUUGAAAAAGCCUUUGCCAAGCUCUACGGCAGCUACUCCGCGUUGCGGGGAGGCUAUCAGCCAGUUGCUUGGCACCACUUGACGGGCGUCAAGGAAUUCUUCCACUACCAGUCACAGUAUGCCGUGUCCGUGAGAUGGGAGGUCAGCUCCAGUGCCGGCAUUCCGGUCUAUGCGGACAGGAGGAGGUCACAGAAGCUUGGCGUGAUGGCGGAGGGCGCUCGCUUCUUCGAGAAGCAAAGAGUCGGGGCCUGGAUCAAGUUCCAGAAGCUCAGUGGGGAUGGACCCGGCGAGGGCUGGCUCAUGUACUACUCCAGGGGCCAGAGGCUUGCAUUUCGCAAUCCAUCCGCGGCGCUCAGGUUCAAGGCCUUCAAAGUGAACAUCAAUCCGAGUCAAAUCAUGGAGGCCAUCGGUGGAGAUGAGGGAAAGAAGGGCAAAGGCGCCAGGGCAUGCUUCACUUACAAAUGGAGCAGGUAUUUCAGCCCAGAUGAGAUGUGGGAUCAACUUGUGUCCUUCGACAAAGGCAACUAUUUGAUGGCCUGCACAGCCACUUACUGCAAGGAUGAGAGUGAUUGCGGAAUGGUGCAUCGCCAUGCGUACAGCAUUUUGCAUGCCGUUGAGAUUGAUGGCUUCAAGCUUGUUGCCUGUCGGAAUCCAUGGGGUAACGACAAGGAGUGGAACGGACCCUGGAGCGACCGGAGCAACGAAUGGAAGUACCAUCCAAAGAUCGCCAAAGCUUUGCAUGUGGAUUUCCAAACCGAGGGCAUUUUUUGGAUGGAUUGGGAGGAUUGGCAGUACAUCAUGGGUCAGUUCAAGGCCAUGAAUUGCAAAAUGCCCUCCGCACGCGGUGGCUUUCACACGGACUUUGUGGAUGAGGAUGAAGAUGGGGAUGGUGAAGAUGGUGGCGACUUUGUUGAUGAGGAUGACGAGGAUGAUGUUGAGCUCACGGGUGAAGUGGUCGGCUGCGAAGGCUUAUGCGAGGAGUGGACUCAACCAACGCUGAUGGACGAGGGCGUUGCCUUGAAGCCAGGUGAAAGCGCUACCUUCAAGAACGUGCCUUUCUACCUCAAGGGCAAAACCUACUUUGGGAUCAAGGGCGAGGCAUCGGCAGGCAUGUGGACGAUUGAGUACGUCCCGCCGGUGCCGAUGUACGUCUGGCUGAUGGUGGGCUCAACAAACUCAGUGGAGCUGGUCCUCCCCACCCAAGGAUGGACUCAGGAGCCGGCAGAGGGCUUUCAAAGCAGCGACGGCUAUGAGCUGAUCGUGCUGAGCUACACUUUCACGGAGGGCAAAUACUUUUCCAUCCGCUGCACUGCGCCCAUUGUGGGCGGCUUGGUGGGAGGCCACGCUCCACCAAAGCUGCCGACCCCAGGGUCCAACGAAGCCAACGAAGCAGGCGGCGACGGCCCGGCUGUGAACCUUGGCAAAGUGCUCGCCUGCUCAGGUCUCGAUAUCGCUUGGAACCCCCCCAAGACCAUGACCGAGGGCACGCUGACCAACCCCGGUCAGCGAAACUAUAUCUUCGAGCAUGUGCCCGCCUGCCUGUCGGGUGGGACGUAUAUUGGAAGUCAGACAUGGCCGUCAGCAGGCACGUGGACCAUUGAGUAUGAGGCUCCCACCACAUUGUACGUGUGGGUCGAGAAGGGAGAGUACAAUGCGGGCGUUGAUGAUGUGCUGGGCGCAGAUGGCUGGCAUCGCGAGGAGGUGGGCGAUUUCCAACGCAACAACUGCAACGGAGGAGUCAAUCCCCUGGGUUUGUGGAGCCGGCAUUUUGACAGCGGCUCUUCUUACAGUAUUGAGACAACGGGGACCUUUGUUGGAGGCGUGGUUUCUGAGUGCGUUGACGACUAG
Effrenium voratum is the source of this 3159-nucleotide messenger RNA. NCBI's taxonomy places the organism in Eukaryota, Dinophyceae, Suessiales, Symbiodiniaceae. The record is from the annotation of a GenBank genome assembly.